UUCGAUACAAAAUUCAAAAGCACUCGUGAGUCGGCAAGAGUGCCGAGUGGUAUAAUUUUUCUACGUCUCGUAGAAAUUAAACGUAGAAUAAAAAUAACAUAAGCAAUUAUAUAACGUGAAUUUAAAAAAUUAAAAAAUUUAGGGAAUUAAACUAGCUCACGAGAAAAGAGUGAUAAAGUACGAGCAAAUCGAGAAUUGUAAAUCCAAAAUUAUCCGGAUAACGGUGAGGGUGGUCGGACUCCAAAUGGUUUUGAUACUUUAAUUGAUGAUGGCUAAGGUGCUGGCUGUGCUGAAAACGAUACGGAAUAACUGGAAGAAAUCCGUAGUGGGCACUGCGGCUUUCUCGUACGGAGUUUCGUAUGGCAAACAAGUAUACGAUGCAGAACAAUUAAUGCGCCAAUGUUGUGAGGACGUGGCCAAGUACGGAGAUGCCUCUUGUCCUACAAACAUCAAGCCUCGUCAUAUGACAGUUAUUUUAAAUCCAGCUGCCAAGAAAAGAAAAGCUAAGAAAUUAUUUCAGAAGUACUGUGAGCCUCUGUUGCACCUGGCUGGCAUCUCGGUAACCAUUAUUGACACGCAAUCGGGAAGCCACGCACGUAAUGUAAUAAUGAAUCUGGAAACACCUACUGAUGCUAUUAUUGUGGCAGGAGGCGACGGUACCUUGUCAGAUGUUGUAACUGGUUUGAUGCGGAAGUACGAACAUAAUCUUUAUUCAGUUAGACAAUGCCCCAUUGGCAUUUUACCAUUGGGAAGCACAAAUACUAUUGCAAGUAUGUUUUAUCAAGACUACAAGGAUUUAAUUGACGUACGCUGCAUGAUUGAUGCAACAAUGGCAGUCAUUAAGAAUAAUCUCAAAUCAAUAGACGCCAUUGAAAUAAAAUUAUUGAGCAAUGAUCCAGAAAACCCUAUAAAGCCAGUUUAUGCUGUCACAGGCAUAGAAUGGGGAGCCUGGAGCGAUACGCACGCACGCAUUGACAAAUAUUGGUACUGGGGUGCUUUACGCAAAUAUGUGGCUUAUGUGUUCAGUGGUUACAAAUCAGAUUUGAACUGGAACUGUAAUGUGGUAAUGAAAUAUACGAAUCCUUGCAAGGGAUGUUCACGUUGUUACAAAGAUUUUUUUCACAAUCAAUCUAUGAAUUCGAAUAGAAGAUGGUGGCAUGCAUUUUUACCAAAGGGGCAAACAUUUGUUUAUGAUAAUCACGCACACGUCGAUUAUAGUAAAGUAGUGAAUGAAGAUUGUGGCAUAUUUCACGAGAUGCCUAUUUCAACAACGGAGCUGUGUGUAAAGACCGAAAAUAUGCGGGUUCAAUCAGCGCCUUCAUUAAAAGUAACUCUAGGUCCAGAAAAUGUUAGUUAUGCUACAUUUGUUGAGAAAGGGUGGAAACAAGAAAGUGACAAUGAACUACCGGGAAAUUUAACAUUAGAUGCAAGGGAUAUUGAAUUACAUCCUGAAACAACGAAUGACGAUCGAAUGUUUUACAUUGAUCGCGAAGAAUACGAGUUGAAACCAGUUCAAAUAAGAUUACUCCCACAGUUUAUAACAAUUUUCUGCCCUGAGGCAAAUAGUUAAUGAUACUUAAAAACAAUUCAAAAUUACUUUACAGCAUUUGAUACUCAUAUCAUUAUAAUCUUUAGAUUGCCUAAAAAUGAAUAGAAAAGGUAUGAUGAAACAGACGUUGAACCAAAUAUUAUAUAAAAAAUUAUUUAAUAUAUAUCUUUUCCAUAAAAAAAUAAUUUAUUACUGGGUACAAAAAAUAUUUCAACUAUAACGGUCGUUAAUUUGUGUAUAAUACAUUCAUGCACUAAUGUAAUGUCUAAUACAAAGCUCAUUAAAAAUUUGUCAGAUCAUA
Messenger RNA from Solenopsis invicta (red fire ant), 1850 nucleotides. RefSeq names its product acylglycerol kinase, mitochondrial (gene Mulk). Gene Ontology annotation, biological process: protein insertion into mitochondrial inner membrane; ceramide biosynthetic process. Gene Ontology annotation, cellular component: TIM22 mitochondrial import inner membrane insertion complex; mitochondrion. Gene Ontology annotation, molecular function: acylglycerol kinase activity; ATP-dependent diacylglycerol kinase activity; ceramide kinase activity. Lineage: Eukaryota; Metazoa; Arthropoda; Insecta; Hymenoptera; Formicidae. The record is from RefSeq and is a predicted model, not a curated record. The transcript has 8 exons. The coding region runs from base 266 to 1570 and encodes 434 amino acids.